GCGUUCUCGCACUACUAUACCUACUCGCUCAAAAACACCUACAGCCAUGGGGAAGGCUAGAGCUCAUCAGCUCCUAGCCUCCCUAGCGGCCAUCUACCUCAUCCUAGCCGUCACCCAGCAUGUCACCGGCAAUCUGACCGAUGACCUGGAGGUAAUGUGGGGCAACGCAAAGUUCGUCACUGACAGCAGCGGCCAACAGGCCAUCGCGCUGGCUCUUGAUCGCUCAACUAGCUCUGCGUUCCGCUCCAAGAAGACAUGCCAGUUUUGCAGGGUGGACAUAGAGAUCAAGCUCGUCCCUGGAAACUCAGCCGGCACCGUCACCACAUUCUAUAUGAUAACCGAGAACCCGUGGCAGUUCCAUGAUGAAAUCGACAUCGAGUUUUUGGGCAACAGCAGUGGCCAGCCUUAUACUAUGCACACUAACAUGUAUGCCAGAGGACAGGGUGGAAGAGAGAAGCAGUACAAGUUUGAUUUCAAUCCCACUCAAGAUUACCACAAGUACACCAUCAUCUGGAACAAAGAUUGGAUCCUAUUUCUUGUGGAUGACAAGCUGUACCGGCAGAUCAAGAACAACCAGAUAUACGGUGCCCCAUACCCAUACUACUACCCAAUGAGGGUGUAUGCCACCAUCUGGAACGCCGAUGACUGGGCUACACAGGGCGGCCGCGUCAAGACUGACUGGGCGCAGGCGCCAUUCACCGCGUACUUCCGGAACUACAGAGCUAUUUCAUGCGACCUAUACCAGGCCUCCCCUCUGUGUCUCCCAGGCUCCGGUUGGUUCGACCAGCAGCUGGAUGUGUCACGGAAACAGCAACUGGCGCAGGUGGAAUCUAGUAACAAGAUAUAUGAUUACUGCAAUGACUCCAAGAGGUACAAAAAUGGGGCCCCUAAGGAGUGCGGGGUAAACUAGCUAGAAGUGGUUCAACUAUAGUAGUAGAAGACAGGAAGGGCGAGAGGAUUGUUGUGUUUCGUGACCCAGUAUCAUUCUUUUAAUAUUGUAAGGGAUUUUCUACGGUACGCCAAACAGAACAUGGACCGUGUCCAUAUAUCUAGAUGACUACUAUUAUAUGUUACCUCUAGAAGGCAAUAGGAUGGCCAAGGACCCGCCCUAACGAACUCCAACAUGUUAAAGAUGGUGGUGCAACACCAUGACAGGAUUCUAGGUAGCUUGUUUCAAUGAUUCAUGCGUUUAGUAGCUACAUAAGAAUAGGCAUAGGAAUUAGUGGUGGGACUUCGAGAGGGAGUUGAGGUGUGAAUUUGAUUUAUUCUCAAUUCUUUGUUUGGUUCAUGGAGGAAAAUAAGAGAGGGAGU
Molecule: messenger RNA, 1311 nt
Organism: Sorghum bicolor (sorghum)
Lineage: Eukaryota; Viridiplantae; Streptophyta; Magnoliopsida; Poales; Poaceae
Product: xyloglucan endotransglucosylase/hydrolase protein 24
Exons: 3
Coding region: 47-910 (287 amino acids)
Biological process (GO): cell wall biogenesis; xyloglucan metabolic process
Cellular component (GO): apoplast; cell wall
Molecular function (GO): hydrolase activity, hydrolyzing O-glycosyl compounds; xyloglucan:xyloglucosyl transferase activity
Source: RefSeq, a predicted model, not a curated record